AUGGCGGCCAUGGCGAACACCUAUCGGCUCCCCACCCCCUGCGGCCUCCCAACCGUCAGCAUCAGCGCUAAGAGCAGGAGGCUAGCUAUGGCCGCCGUCAGAUGCGGUCCCGGCGGCAGCAGGAGCCACCGGAGGAACCUUGGGGUCUUCCUGUGUCGAUCCUCGUCCACGGCCGGAGCCCAAGGGAGCACGAGGAUGGAGGACUAUAACACCGCCAUGAAGCGGAUGAUGCGUAACCCCUACGAAUACCACCACGAUCUCGGUAUGAACUAUGCUGUCUUAAGUGAGAGCUUGAUUGUUGGCUCACAGCCUCAGAAGCCUAAAGAUAUCGAUCACUUGAAAGAUGAAGAGCGAGUAGCAUAUAUUCUUUGUUUACAGCAGGACAAGGACAUCGAAUUUUGGGGCAUUGAUUUCCAAUCCAUUUUCAAUAGGUGCACAGAACUUGGCAUUCAGCACAUCAGAAGACCGGCAGUGGAUUUUGAUCCAGAUUCAUUGAGGUCACAAUUACCAAAAGCAGUUUCGGCACUAGAAUGGGCUAUAUCGCAACGCAAAGGGCGAGUUUAUGUCCACUGCACUGCUGGACUUGGGAGAGCACCUGCGGUUGCAAUUGCUUACAUGUUUUGGUUUGAGAACAUGGAUCUUAAUACAGCUUAUAAGAAGCUAACCUCCAUAAGGCCCUGUGGACCCAAUAAGAGAGCUAUCCGUGCUGCAACCUAUGAUCUAGCUAAGAAUGAUCCGUCGAAAGAGCCUUUUGAGAAUCUUCCAGAGCAUGCUUUCAAGGGCAUUGCGGGCUGGGAGAGGAAGUUAAUUCAGGACCGGGUGCGUGCUCUUCGCGAAGCAUGA
Molecule: messenger RNA, 843 nt
Organism: Miscanthus lutarioriparius
Lineage: Eukaryota; Viridiplantae; Streptophyta; Magnoliopsida; Poales; Poaceae
Source: the annotation of a GenBank genome assembly